Molecule: messenger RNA, 5740 nt
Organism: Orbicella faveolata
Lineage: Eukaryota; Metazoa; Cnidaria; Anthozoa; Scleractinia; Merulinidae
Product: netrin-1-like
Biological process (GO): animal organ morphogenesis; tissue development
Source: RefSeq, a predicted model, not a curated record
GUCAAGCAUUCUUGAUGUUGAAACAAAGAAAAUUACAACCGUGAAGGAGGUUUGGAUAUUCCGUCUUAAUUAGCAUAGAUUUUGACGAUUUUACUUCUCCAUUUACACCUUAGUUUUUCAGGUAUCGAUUGAGAAGAUAUAUCAAACACUCGAGACAGUGUUUUAUCGGCUAUCUUCGCAAGGGCAAUUGGAAUACACAAAGAAAAGUCAAAACUCGCGCAUGCUUAUUACGUUUUUCCGCUCUAAAAUUCUGUAGGAUAAGUCUUGGCAUAUUCCUUGUACUUCUGCUUACUCAAACGUGAGGAUUACAGAAGUUUAUCAGCUCUAGAUUACAAAACUGGUAAUUGCAGUUGGCAGUUGAGCAGGUGGCAGUUUUGAAUGGAAAUGCGGCAAAUUCUGAAGCGCCUCUUUUGUCAGCCUGGUCUAAGCUUUGCCAUUUUUUGUUUACUUGCAAAUAUUUUUGCAGCUCAGCUUGUUUCGUGCCAGGAUUCGUGUCGUAGCGGACCUUGUUACCCGCCGCCUGCAAAUCUUUCUGGAGAUUUCAAUGUAACAGCGAAUUCAACUUGUGGAGACCCGCCAGAACAGUAUUGCGUCAUGUUGGACUGCACUAAAGUCUGCAACGCGACAGACCCAAAUAACAAGCAUCCGGCGAGUUUUGUUGACGAUCCCUCUGCCGAUGGCAAGUUCUGGAAAUCUAAGAACUUCGAGUACCCUGUUGCGUUACAGGUCGACUAUGGAAGAACUUUUAUGCUUUAUCGGUCUGUGGUGACAUUUUACCACGCACUGCCUGCAGCGAUGUACCUUUUGAAGUCGAAUGAUUCGGGAAGAACCUUCAGUCCCAUAAGGUACUUUGCAACGAACUGCACGGUGUUUUUCAACAUGCCGGAAACACCAGAAAACGAGACGGAAGGUUUGAAAGUUCAAUGCUUUAAGAUAGACCCUGACACUAACCCUAAUUUACAGCUUUUUUAUUCUCCAUUACGUGAUGCAGCUGAAGCACAGAAUAUUGUCAACGACAUAAAGAAACAGUCUGUCUUCCUCAUGACAAAUAUAAAAAUGGUAUUAGUGGCAUACAUUACACCAAGUGGUUUGGACCUUGCGUCGGUCUCAGAAUCAUUGAAAAGGAGUUUUUACUUUGCCGUGUCAGACUGGGAUUUGUUAGCUUCAUGCCACUGCAAUGGACAGGCUUCGGAGUGUGAUCCAGAUGACUUUUCCAAAUGUAAAUGUCAAAGGAAUACUACUGGAUCUCACUGUGAGAAGUGCUUACCUCUUUUCAACAACAAGCCUUAUCGUAUCCGUGAGGCCUGUGAAGCAUGUGAAUGCAAUAAUCAUUCUGAGAGCUGCGCUUACAAUGAAACCAAAGGAUUUGGUAUCUGCAAUGAUAGCAAAGACAACACAUUGGUAGAUAAGAGUGACUUUUGCAAAGAGUCUUUUUACAGGAAUGCAGCUGUACCUGAAAAUGACUCAAACAUUUGUCUUGGUUGUACACCAUGUGAAUGUAACCUUGCGGGAAGUAAGAAUCCUGUUUGUAACAAGACGACUGGCCAAUGUCCUUGCAAGGAGCAUUCACUCGGCCGUCAAUGCAACACGUGUUCACCUGGCUAUGGCGUCAUAAGUGUCAAAAAUUCCAAGGGUUGUCUGAAGUGCCAGUGUUCGAACAAAUUACCAAGCUGCGUGAGCGACCAAGGGUGGUUUGUUUCACAGAUUACCACAAAUCUGCCUGUCUUUUCAUCCAAUGCUGAUUUUGAUAACUGGACUGCCAUUAACAGUGCUGGGAGCCAAGUAGGACUUGAGCUGGACUGGGUUGUGACAAUUAGCAUUAGUAAGUAAGUACAGAUUGAAUUCCAUGUUGAAUCAAGGGUGUUUGUAUUUGACUGUCAUGCGAAUGAAUGAGUGCAAGAUUUUCUUUUCUUUCUUUUUUUCAAGACUUUCUUAAUAAUGCGCUGUACAUUGUAUUUCUUAGAAUUUUGGCGGGAUUUUGUCGUACUUUAUUCAAAAGCACAAUGUAAUAAAUAUUGCUUGGGUAACGUUUGAGUCCCACAGAACAGGAAGUCACCAUGCACCUUGUCUAUUUGAAUGCUCUUUUGAUGGUCAAGGUACCUUCAGAAUUUCAGGCCCUAUUUACACUUGUUCCUUUUUCAAAAUCUUCCAUUUCUGUAAGUUCAAGCAAAAUGUUUGUCUCCUUGCAACCGACAUUUUCAUAUGCUCUGAAAAUGAAGGUCAUCUUGCUCAGCUAUCCGCGGGCAUGUUACAAUUGUAAUUUUAAUUUGAUAACAAAUAAAAUGUAUGUAUGUAUGUAUCUUGCAUGUUUAAUAAAGUGCAGUAAAGCAGAUUUCCUGGUAUUAGCAAAAAAGGAUUGUAAUAUUACAAUGAUCAGUUUUUUCAGGAGUCCCCAAUUUCAUCUUUCCACACUAGCCUAUGGUAGGGCUGCCUUUCCUUUCCGUGGAAGUAUUUAGAAGUUUAUGAUUUUGUUUCCUUUUCACAGAGGAUCGCUGAAAGUUGACACUGCUGGUUCGGAGGAUGUGUAUUUUGUUGCACCUGACAAGUACCUUGCAGACCAGAGAUAUGCAUACUCUUUGGCGCUGUCAUUCCAUUUACAGCAGGACGAUACCUCAAGCCCUACAGCAUCCUCCAAGGGUGAUGUUAUUCUCGAAGGAAAGUGGUUUGACCAGCCGCUUGUCACUAGCCUCGAUACUCCUCCGCCUGGUGGGAAUAAUUUUAAUAAAUACGAGGUAAUUCUUAUGACUAAAUAGUGACAAAUUAAUCAAGUUGUAGAAAGUUUUUCACACAUGGUAAAAGCCAGUCGAAAUUGUUAACAAAUCAUCGAGAAAACAUAGAUAUAAUGCCGCCUUAACCCUAUUUACCCUGUACGUCUUUUUACGAUUUUAAUCCUGGGAGGAGGGCAGCACCAAAAGAGGCACUUUGUUGCCCCCGACCAUGUUGCAGUAUUCUCUCCACUCUUGCAUUAUUACGUCGCCAUUCUUCAACCGACGGGCCUUGGUAAGCGUAACCGUUAACGAGACGAUUGUUGGCAAGCUUGUCGCAUACGCGGUCGCCUUUGGAGAUGCGUUUGCGUCGACCAAACGUAACGGGGCUUGUGAACUGAUGAAGAUGUCUUCUUGACGAAGGCAGAUGAAGGUGUAAUAUAAUGGGGACAAUCUCUAUGUCCUGUUUCACGUAAGGGCUCAACAAUGCUCCGGCUGGGGGGCUGGCCGUUGUCAGAGAGGGCGCCGCCAAGUUGCUGUUGUUGACGAACUUGCCGCUCUACUCGGUCCGCGAUUAGUGCCCUUGACUGCAGGAAUAACCCACUAUGUUCUCACAGUGCUUUAUGAACCCAGAUCACGGUAUCAAUGGAUACCAGCGAAUUUGAUGCCGGCUGAGUCAUGUUUUGUUUGUUUGUUUGUUUGUUUGUUUGUUUGUUUGUUUCUUGUCUUUAUUAUAUAUGUUCACUCAGUUUAAUUGGUUCCCAGGUUAAGCUUGAUGAAGGCGAAUGGAGAGUGGGGAACACGUCUGGACGGCAGCCCACAGGAGAAGAAAUGAUACGAGUCUUGAGUCAUUUGACUUCACUGCGAAUCAGGGCCAAGUGGACAACACUAACAACUCAGCAAUUUAGCCGGUUGGCGGACAUUACAUUGACUUUGAGUUCAAGCGGAAAGUGGGUGAAUUAGCUCUAUUGGGAAAAGGGUGAGAAUGGCAUUUUUCAAUUUCGUUAUACACGUGUACGUGUAAAUGUAUGUCAAAGAACUCUCAAUAGGAGUUGAACUAGCAAUCUUUAAACACUUAUUGGAUCCUUUAGGCUAUUUAACUACUGGGGUACGGUUGUUUAAAACAGCGAUUAGCGCUAAUCGGAGAUUAAGUUGCUAACAAGCAACUUUAAUCUCCGAUUAGUGCUAAUCGCAGAUUAAAUUUUAAUGGAUUAAAAUUUAACCUGAGAUUAGAUCGCGUUGCUCAAAGCCUGAUUAGCGCUAAUCCAACUCUAAUUGGCGGGUUAAAUUUAAUACACCUCCGGAGAAGGAUUAACUCCCUAAUCUGCCGAUUAAACUUAAAUGAAAACGUCCAGGUUGUUGUUUCAUCUCCCUCGCCUUGGACAAUGUUACCGAUAUAAUCAUAACAUACAGCUUAUAGCGAGCAAGAGCUUCGGCUCGUUGGAGAUUCGGCAGAGCGUCCAUUGAAUACAUCACAAACCUCACAGAGGCAGAUUUGCGGAGAAAAAUGAAGCGUGGCCAUGCUCUUGUACCAAGAGACUUAGUGCUGCUAGCAGGGAGAUUUUAUGCUAGUCGUGGCAACUUUCUUCACGGGCUUUUUUUUCGCCGGGGAAGCCAGUUGAAAACAAAAAUUUCGCGCAAUUCUAUGACGUAAAAUAACAUAAGAAUACAUUAUAAACAAUUAAAAUAAUCCACUUUGCGCUUAAUCGCGGAUUAGUUAAUAGGCGGAUUGAUCUCCUUUUGAACAACCGUUUUCUAACCCACGAUUAGGAAAUUUAAUCGACGAUUAGGCUUAAUCGGAAGUUAGUUAAAUCGCGGUUUUGAACGUAACGUAACCGGGCCCUGUACUACACAAUUCUGAUAAUAAGAUCGGAACUCUCUUCUCUUCAAAAAAGAAACCUUCCUAAAAAACUCCAAAAAUGGACACAAAAAUAUUUCUAGUAACAAGCCCUUUUUAUCCUCAGUUAUAAGCCCAAUGCAUGGUCUCUGUUUUGGGUCAAAAUGGAUCAAAAUAGAUGUGUGCCAUAACCUAGACUUUUAAUGGUAGGCCUGAAUGUGAAGGAAGUGACUGCAUACUUUGUUUGACUGAAUAUUGAUCCGUUUUUGAGAAAAUCGAUAGUAAUCGUAAUCAUAGUGUAUUUGAUAGGGUUGAAAAUCCCUCAACGAACUGCUCAUGCCCUCCGGAGUACAAAGGUCAAUUCUGUGAACAGUGUGCCAGCGGGUACACACGAAUCACUCCUAAUGGAGGACCAUACCUCACGUUUGUACCAUGCCAAUGUAAUGGAGGCUCGGACAAGUGUCAUCCUGAAACUGGAGAGUGCAUGGAUUAUCAACGCACCACUACAGAUACGGACUUUGACAGCUGGUUUUGGUAACAUUACGCUUUCAGAUUGUAGCAGCCAUGUAGCUCUGAGUUCAGUUUCCGUCUCGUUUGUUCCUUCAUGUUUUGACACCAAAGCAUCAGACAAGGUUUGAUUUGUUGCGGUCUCUUGCAUUGUCUUUCAGGAUUCAGGACAACUAGGCGAGAGUAGCCAACGGAAACAGUGCUCGUUUCUGCGGUUACGUAUGGUAAGUUUGAAAAAGCAGCAAAUAAUUGGUCCAUCUGUGUUCAGCCUUGGAGAAGUUUGGAAGCCCGCUCGCAGGACCUAGGUAUAAUUCGGCGUAACCCGCGUCGAAGACAUUAUAUUGCGUCGGUAAAUUUCCGUCUGCAAUGCAUGCUUACUCGGCGCUGCGAAGAAAACAAAAAAGAAUUCAGCCGAUGGCAAACAACUCGAUGUUCGUCAUAAUACAUUUUUGUAUUACAGUCAAACUAAUUGCACUUAAGCUUGUCCACUGCUUAAUAUUACUCCAUUGUACGAACUAAGCAAAAGCCGAGGAAGUUGAAAAUCGACCCAAACAAGUUCUGAUUACAAAUUACGUUGCUUCUCCAGGAUUGUUCAUAAUUGCUUCGUGAUUCUUGUUUGAAUUUUGAAAUAUCGCAUUAUAACGAAUAAGUUAAUCCCUCAAGUUAUUAUUAACAAAAUGACUGUUUUGAU